Messenger RNA from Exophiala xenobiotica, 2363 nucleotides. RefSeq lists its product as uncharacterized. The record is from RefSeq and is a predicted model, not a curated record. NCBI's taxonomy places the organism in Eukaryota, Fungi, Ascomycota, Eurotiomycetes, Chaetothyriales, Herpotrichiellaceae. Gene Ontology annotation, molecular function: quinone binding; copper ion binding; primary methylamine oxidase activity. Gene Ontology annotation, biological process: amine metabolic process. The transcript has 2 exons. Bases 74 to 2164 code for a protein of 696 amino acids.
CGGAGAACUUCUACUCUUCAGGGUUUCUGCUCUACGGACUUGUAUCUUGGUCAAUUUCCCUCAUACUGUAACCAUGGAACUCGACACUUUGUCUAUCCCCGGCUACACGAUUUAUCGAGAGGAGUCCGAUGCCUCAGCCGCACCUGUCGACUACUCACAAUAUAAUCCCCAUCCUCUAGAUCAACUUUCGAUACAAGAGAUUCCAGUCACCGCCAAACUCAUCCGCGAGUUUGUGUGGCCCAAGAAAGUCAAAUUCAAUUGCAUCACCCUUCGCGAGCCUAGAAAGAAUGAAUAUGCGGCUUUCAAGUCAAGAAGAGGCCCUCGACCAGAUCGUAGGGCGUUCGCUAUUGUCAUAGAGCAAGGCGACGCCUGCAAUGUCGCCGAAGUCGUCGUCAACCUGACCACAUCAAAAGUCGAGGACUGGAAGCCAGUCAGCGAUGUCAUGCCAACCUUGACUCUCGAGGAUCUUGACGUUAUGGAACGCAUUGCUCGCAAAGAUUCUCGAGUCAUCGAGGCUUGCCGAGGCCUAGGAAUCACCGAAAUGUCGAAGGUGUUCUUCGACGCUUGGGCUAUUGGAAUUGACGAGCGAUUUGGAUUCGAGCGUCGGUUGCAACAAGGCUUGGCUUACUAUCGGAAUUCUGCGCUUGACAAUCAAUAUGCUCAUCCCCUGGACUUCUCGGUGGUGGCGGACACAGAACGGGAAGAAGUCUUGCAGGUAGAUAUCCGGCUCGUGAACGGCGAAAGGACUCCCAUCCCGCUCGAAGAACAUCAAUAUGCACCGACCUUCUUGAAGAACGGCUACAGGCCGGACGUACUGAAGCCUAUCAACAUCACGCAGCCUCAAGGUGUCUCCUUCCACAUGAGAGGUAACGAACUGACCUGGGCUGGCUAUAAGAUGCACAUCGGCUUCAACUAUCGCGAAGGUAUCUGCAUUUCGGAUGUCAGCGUCUUCGAUCACCACGAACAGCGACAACGCACGCUGUUCAACCGCAUCAGCGUCGUCGAAAUGGUUGUGCCCUACGGUUCUCCCGAGAAGCCUCACCACAAGAAGCACGCGUUCGAUGUAGGCGAGUACGGCUCCGGUCUCAUGACGAACUCGCUCAAACUGGGAUGUGACUGUAAGGGCGCGAUCCACUACCUAGACGGCAUCGUCAACACGAGCAAAGGUGAAGCUGCCGUAAUCAAGAACGCAAUCUGCAUCCACGAGGAGGACAACGGCCUCUUGUACAAGCACACCGACUUCCGCGACGGGAGCGUCGUCUCAGCGCGCGACCGCAAACUCAUCAUCUCGCAGAUUAUCACUGCCGCGAAUUACGAAUACGGCUUCUACCACACGUUCACCCUCGACGGCACGUACAAGCUCGAAGUCAAGCUGACGGGCAUGCUCAACACAUACUGCAUGCACCCGACCGAACAGGCCGCACCAUGGGGCACGCAGAUCGCGCCUCACCUCAACGCCCAGAACCAUCAACAUAUCUUCUCACUGCGCGUGGACCCGGAGGUCGACGGCUCCAACAACAGCGUCAUCCAAAGCGACGCGGUGCCCUCGGAGGAGCCCGUCGGGUCCGAAGGCAAUUUCUACGGCAACGGCUUCUACUGCAAGAAGACGCCGCUCCGGACCGCGCAAGAGGGCGCGGCGGACUACUGCCACGAAACGAGUCGAGCGUGGGACAUUAUCAACUCGAGCCGGAUCAACGAAGCCUGCAACAAGCCCGUCUCGUACAAGAUCAUCAACAACUCCUGUCCCCAGCUGCUCGCGAAGCCCGGCAGCGUCGUGUGGAAGCGCGCCGCCUUUGCCCGCAAGACGCUGUGGGUCGUGCCAUAUCGAGACUACGAGCUCUUCCCGGCCGGAGAUUAUGUCUGCCAGUCCACGGGCCAGGAAGGCCAUCCGCACAAUCAGACCGUGGCCGACUGGGCCGCGCGAAACGAGUCGAUCGAGAACACCGACAUCGUGUGCUACGUGCAAUUUGGUCUCACCCAUUUCCCCCGGACCGAGGACUUCCCGAUCAUGCCCGCCGAGCCCGUCAGCGUCAUGUUGCGCGCCUCGAAUUUCUUCAAGAAGAACCCCGGCUUGUGGGUCGCCCCGUCGGCACUGUGUGUCGACACGGCGUCGAGAGAUGCCUUUGACGAGUCCUGUUGUGCGGUGAAGCAGAUCAAGCUGUAGGACGACACCGCAUCACACGCGCUCGUCGAUCCCACUGGGGUCAAAGUUAUGCACACCGCAAUGAUCCGAAUAGGACACCAUAUCUGACCGUCUGACCGUUGACCUACUGUAAGAAGCAGACUUUACGCAUUAUGUAUCGACGCCCUUUUAUAUAUAGGACUAAGGAGUAGAGGUAGAGAGGCGAUAUUGAUCUAUACUC